GUCAGUCUCGGCAAAAUGAGGCAAGGAGAGCUUCUUCUGAUUUUCUCGUUGGCCGUAUUGGGUUCCGUGACGGCGCAAAACGAUUUUCCUUCCUGCAGUGGCUUCAUCGGCUGUUUGGGCGAACCUGAGUGCGGACCCUAUCCUAACCUGCUGAGGCCCAACAGGACAGUUAACAGUUGCUGCCCAGGUUGCGUCGAUCACGUUGUGCUGGGCGGAGAAUGUGACCCUAAAGAAUGUCUCCCUGGUCUGGAUUGCGAAAGUGGAGAAUGCGCGUUGCCAGCCACAGGCACUUGCCAGAGCUACGAACACAGAGAUCUUCUGUGGAAGCCAAAGUGUGAACUUGAUGGCACGUUCUCCGCUGUGCAGUGCAAAGGAGAACGACUGUCCGGAAGAUGUUACUGUUAUUCUGAGGACGGGCGGCGGAUUUUCGGCCAGCAGUGGUGGAGCAAGGCCGAGAACAUGACCUGCGGGUGCAGCCGCAAGAUCGAGGCGUUGAAGCAACAAGGCCGCGUGGACGUGACCAUCCACUGCACCGAAGACGGAAACUUUGACACUCUGCAGUGCGACUCUGGCGUCUGCUGGUGCGCAGACAAUAUCACCGGACAAACUCUGGGCGAGGUCGUCCCUGAGCCUAUGAUGCAAAUGCUGCCCUGUUACAAUGCCACGGCAGUAGGAGACUCGUAUUUGCGCAGGUGUGACAGUGCCGAGUACGCGUUGAAGGUGAUCAGGGAUGAAAUGCGCACGCACGGCACCGUAGGCGACGCUUUCGUCUCCAAAAACUGCGGAUACGACGGCUCAUACGGAGAAUACCAGUUCGAAUCCGGGAAUCGUUACUGCACCUGGAGGGAUAACAGCAGAAUUGGCAGUUUCAUGGUGGGACAGUUGCCUCCUGGUGGAAUGAACUGCUAUUGUGCGAGGGACUCGAGAUACUUUCAAGAAAGCGGAUACCUUUUCACGAUGCUGUGCAGUGGAGACGGCAGCUACAUCCCCAUGCAGAGCCUUGAGGACAAGACCGUGUGCGUGGACAAAGACGGAUUCCCCUACGCGGAAAUUACAGACACAAGCGAAGCUUGCCCUUCUCUUCCUGCCACGCCUUAUGUCUUAACUGAAUUCGAGUUUUUUAAACUUGUUUGAAUACAUAUUCAAUAA
Cloeon dipterum is the source of this 1149-nucleotide messenger RNA. RefSeq names its product thyroglobulin-like. The transcript is spliced from 8 exons. NCBI's taxonomy places the organism in Eukaryota, Metazoa, Arthropoda, Insecta, Ephemeroptera, Baetidae. Bases 16 to 1134 code for a protein of 372 amino acids. Gene Ontology annotation, biological process: cell-matrix adhesion. The record is from RefSeq and is a predicted model, not a curated record. Gene Ontology annotation, cellular component: basement membrane.